Molecule: messenger RNA, 2365 nt
Organism: Impatiens glandulifera
Lineage: Eukaryota; Viridiplantae; Streptophyta; Magnoliopsida; Ericales; Balsaminaceae
Product: subtilisin-like protease SBT5.6
Exons: 7
Coding region: 23-2332 (769 amino acids)
Biological process (GO): proteolysis
Molecular function (GO): serine-type endopeptidase activity
Source: RefSeq, a predicted model, not a curated record
CUAGACCAUAUUUUCCUAACCAAUGAAUUAUUCUUGUGAUAUAUUGCUUCUUCUUCUUCUAACAUCUUUUACGAUCUCUUUCGCGAAACAACACGUGUAUAUAGUUUAUUUGGCAGAACAUGAUGGCGAUAAAACUCUUGAAGAGAUUAAGGAUUUCCAUCACUCCUAUCUCCACUAUGUAAAAGGUUCGAGAAAAGAAGCUGAAUCUUCGCUCAUAUACAGCUACAUGCACAUUGUCCAUGGCUUCUCUGCCUUGCUCACAUCGAGUGAAGCAGCACAAUUAUCGGGAAUGGAAGGAGUUAUAUCAGUUCAUCGCGAUGACCUGAAAAGCUACCAGCUUCAGACAUCAAGAUCAUGGGACUUUAUCAACUUGUUCGAGGGAGGAGGAUUAGAACCCGGGAAUGACCUAAACGAGGAUUUGUUGCGCAAGGCCAAUUAUGGCAAAGAUAUAAUUGUCGGAGUCUUAGAUUCAGGUAUAUGGCCAGAAUCAGCAAGCUUUGAUGAUAGUGGAAUGGAACCUGUUCCAAAUUCAUGGAAAGGAAUAUGUCAAACUGGUGUUGCGUUUAACAGUUCUCAUUGCAAUAGGAAAAUAAUUGGUGCUCGAUACUACAUCAAAGGCUACGAGGCGAGCGGUCAAAGUUUUAACGAGACACAAGAUUAUAGAUCUGCCCGAGACAAAAACAGCCACGGCACCCACGUAGCCUCCACGGUUGGUGGUCGUAGAGUUCCCAAUGCCUCGGCACUAGGAGGUUUCGCUAAAGGAACAGUAUCGGGCGGUGCCCCUCUUGUUCGAUUGUCCAUAUACAAAGUGGUUUGGAUUAAUAAGGGAGUAAAAGGGACCACGACUGGUGUACACGCCGACGUUUUGGCUGCAAUCGAAGAUGCCAUAACCGACGGUGUUCAUGUUCUUAGCAUGUCAAUAAGUUUCUCAUCUACCUUUGAAGAUGCAAUUGGCAUAGGAGCUUUGAAAGCAUUAAAAAUGAAUAUUGUUAGCAUUGCCUCCGCCAGCAAUGCUGGGCCUAUCCCAUCAUCAGUCCGUAAUGUCGCUCCUUGGAUGCUAACCGUCGCUUCAAGUUCACUCGAUAGAGAAUUUCAGGCGCCUCUUGUGCUAGGAAAUGGACUCAAAAUUCAGGGACAAACUGCAACACCCUUUGAUGAUUUUGCAGAAAUGCAUCCAUUGAUUAUGGGAAUUGAUGCAGAAAUUAAUGGCACCACCAACAACACAAGAGGGUUAUGCCUCCCGGGUAGUCUUUCACCAAACCUUGUGAAAGGAAAGAUUGUAAUUUGUGAAGGAGACCGUUUCAAUAAUGAUUUGGGUGUUAAGAAAGCCGGUGGUGCAGGCAUCAUUCAAUUUAUAACCAUUCCUAACAUCACACAAACGUUACUUAGACCAUUAUUGUUGCCCGGUAUAACAAUUUCUCGAAACAACAUCGACCCUCUCAUCAAUUACAUUCGCACAACUACAAACCCUAUGGCAACCCUAUAUCGUGGCUCGACCAUAUUAGGCACAAAACCCGCACCCGAGAUGUCCAUAUUCAGCGGCCGAGGUCCCAACAGUUUUGAACCUAACAUUCUCAAGCCCGAUAUCACAGCACCCGGGUUAAACAUAUUGGCGGCAUGGAGCGAAGGAACUUCUCCAACAACCUUAGUGGACGAUCAUCGUGUAGUUAAGUAUAACCUUGCCUCCGGGACUUCUAUGUCGUGUCCUCAUGUUUCAGCAUUGGCCGUUCUUAUUAAAGCCAUUCAUCCUAGUUGGAGUAGCGCAGCCAUAAGAUCUGCCUUGAUGACUACGGCCGGACAAGAGAACAAUAUAGGAAAACCGAUAAGAGAUGCAAAUGGGAAGACGGCGACUCCAUUCGACUUGGGAUCCGGACAUGUCCGACCCUACAAAGCCAUGGACCCCGGCCUUGUAUACGAUGCCACUUACGAUGAUUAUCUUCUCUUUUUGUGUAGUAGUGGAUACGAUGAUCUAAGGAUUUUUGGAAUCACAAAAUUUAAGUGCCCUACAAAUACCACGCUUUCCCCAAGCAAUCUCAACUAUCCUUCCGUCGCUAUAUCUAAUAUUACUGGGAGUGUCACGGUCUUGAGAACCGUGACAAAUGUGGGUGACGAUGUAAGCGUGUACAACGUGACUGUGAAAGCCCCUUUGGGAUAUCGUGUUAAUAUCGCUCCAAAAACUUUGUCUUUUGGAGCGGUGGGAGAGAAAAAGAAGUUUGUUAUAACGGUUAAAAAAUAUGCGAACAAUGCGAGUGUGAAGGGAGAGUAUGUAUUUGGGUGGUAUGCAUGGAGUGAUGGUAUCCAUUUUGUAAGGAGUCCGAUUGUAGUAUCAUAGGCAUAAUAUCUAUGAAUUUAGAAUUUCGGAUUA